GACGCAGGGUGGCGCUGCAGGCUAAGAUUGUGAAUAAAGAGCCCUAAAAAGCUCGCGCACUCCUUUGUUGCAAAAAGGAAUCAAAAAUACACGCGAGGAGCUUUGCCAGCCGUGCUGGGUUACCAGCGAGUUUGGACUGCGAUAUACUAAACGAAUUUAAGAUUAAAAGCAACUUUGUGAGGACUCUAACAAACAAGAAAUCAGAAUUUUGUAUCUCUGUGAGUGCUAGAAGGGAUUGGAUGUAAGCACCGGGUCUCCAAUAUGGAGACGCUAGAGAGAAUUCAACCAAACAGGCAAGUGAUGGUCUUUAUUUUGAUGGUGUUCUUGUCUCAGGCUCUUGCUCAGCCUAUUCGUUAUUCUGUGAUGGAAGAAACAGAGAGUGGCUUCUUUGUAGCCCAUCUGACCAAGGAUCUGGGCCUGGGAAUUGGGGAACUGGCCGCCCGGUCGGCCCGGGUGGUGUCUGAUGAUGACAAACAGCGCUUGCAGCUGGAUCGUCAGACUGGAGAUUUGCUUUUGAGGGAGAAACUAGACCGGGAAGAGCUAUGUGGCCCUAUUGAACCGUGUGUACUGCAUUUCCAAGUGUUCCUAGAAACGCCGGUUCAAUUUUUUGAAGGAGAAUUAUCAAUCCAGGACGUAAAUGACCACUCCCCAGUAUUCCCGACUGGGGAAAUGCUCUUGAAAAUACCGGAAAACAGCCAGCCAGGGACUCUGUUUCCGUUGAAAUUAGCUCAGGAUUUGGAUGUGGGCAGCAACGGUCUUCAAAAAUACACUAUCAGCCCCAAUUCUCAUUUUCAUGUUCUAACUCGAAAUCACAGUGAAGGUAAGAAAUACCCAGAUUUGGUGCAGGACAAACCGCUGGAUCGAGAAGAGCAGCCUGAGUUCAGCUUAACCCUCACGGCACUGGAUGGUGGGUCUCCACCUAAGUCUGGCACCAUCACAGUGCGAAUCCUGAUCAUGGACGUCAAUGACAAUGCUCCAGAGUUUGUGCACACCCCAUAUGAGGUGCAGGUCUUGGAAAACAACCCCCUAGACUCCCCAGUACUUAGUGUCUCAGCUAGAGAUGUAGAUGCUGGACACUUCGGGAGUGUUUCCUAUGGCUUGUUCCAAGCAUCAGAUGAAAUUAAACAAACUUUCUCAAUAAAUGAAGUCACAGGAGAAAUCCGACUGACAAAGAAACUGGAUUUUGAACAAAUUAAAUCUUACCACGUGGAAAUUGAGGCUAUAGACGGAGGAGGUCUUUCUGGAAAAGGCACUGUAUUCAUAGAUGUGGUGGAUGUGAACGACAACGCCCCUGAACUUACCAUAUCUUCACUCACCAGCUCCGUCCCAGAAAAUGCUCCUGAGACUGUAGUCUCUAUCUUCAGAAUUCGAGAUCGAGACUCUGGAGACAAUGGAAAGAUGAUUUGCUCUAUACCAGAUAAUCUGCCGUUCCUUCUGAAACCGACUUUCAAGAACUUUUACACCCUAGUAACAGAGAGACCGCUGGACAGAGAGAGCCAGGCCGAGUACAACAUCACCAUCACCGUCACUGACCUGGGGACGCCCAGGCUGAAAACCCAGCACCACCUAACGGUGACGGUGUCCGACGUCAACGACAACGCCCCGGCCUUCAGCCAAAGCGCCUACACCCUGCGGGUGCGCGAGAACAACAGCCCCGCCCUGCACAUCGGCAGCGUGAGCGCCACGGACAGAGACUCGGGCGCCAACGCGCAGGUCACCUACUCGCUGCUGCCGCCGCACGACCCGCAGCUGCCCCUGGCCUCGCUGGUGUCCAUCAACGCGGCCAACGGGCAGCUGUUCGCGCUCAGGUCCCUGGACUUCGAGGCGCUGCGCGCGUUCGAGUUCCGCGUGGGCGCGGCCGACCGCGGCUCGCCGGCGCUCAGCAGCCAGGCGCUGGUGCGCGUGCUGGUGGUGGACGACAACGACAACUCGCCCUUCGUGCUGUACCCGCCGCAGAACGGCUCGGCGCCCUGCACCGAGCUGGUGCCCAGGGCGGCCGAGGCGGGCUACCUGGUGACCAAGGUGGUGGCGGUGGACGGCGACUCGGGCCAGAACGCCUGGCUGUCGUACCAGCUGCUCAGGGCCACGGAGCCCGGGCUGUUCGGCGUGUGGGCGCACAACGGCGAGGUGCGCACGGCCAGGCCGCUGAGCGAGCGCGACGCCGUCCAGCACAGGCUGCUGGUGCUGGUCAAGGACAACGGCGAGCCGCCGCUGUCGGCCAGCGUCACGCUGCACGUGCUGCUGGUGGACGGCUUCUCGCAGCCCUACCUGCCGCUCCCGGACGCGGCGGCGGCCGAGGCCCGGGCCGACCCGCUCACCGUCUACCUGGUGGUGGCCUUGGCGUCGGUGUCGUCGCUCUUCCUGUUGUCGGUGCUGGGCUUCGUGGCGGUGCGGCUGGGCAGGAGGAGCCGGGCGGCGUCGGGGGGCGGCUGCUCGGUGCCCGAGGGCCCCUUUGCGGGCCACCUGGUGGACGUCAGCGGCGCGGGGACCCUGUCGCACAGCUACCAGUAUGACGUGUGUCUGACGGGAGUCCCUAGGACUGGUGAGUUCAAAUUCCUCCAGACGGUAUUUCCCAGCCUCUUGAUGGAGGACACUGAGAGAGAAAUUCAAGAAAACCCCAACUGCAGGAAUAGCGUUGUAUUCAGUUGAGUGUAUUUGGUCAAGUCAGCCUCUCCUUAAUUUUGGCAAACCUAACUCCCAUUGCAAUGCCUUUCUUUUAAGAAAUUUUGUUGUCUAAAUAUGUAUAUCUCUAUUCCAAAUCUAUGCAUGUCCCUGAUUGGGCUAAAUUUUCCUCCUUUUAUUAAUAUUCAUUGGACUUAGCAUUUUCAGUUACACUGGUUAUGGAGUAUGUAUAUUCUCUAUAUUUGACCUUCUCUUGGUGAUUAAUCUUUCCAUAACCAUAAAUUGCUCAAGUACUUUAAGAAAUUUUUAUUUAAAUCAACUCUUUACUGUCUUAAAGCUUUUGUGUAAUUGUGCAUUUCUAUAUAUUUGUGGUGUUUGUCUCUACCAUUAGCUUUAUCUUUAGAGUAUUUGAAAUUCUUUUAGCUACCUAGGCCUUUUUGACUAUCCUCCAGGCUAUGCCCCUGAAAAGCCAUGAGCGUAUAACUUAACCUACUUGUUUCUCUGAAAUUGUACAUAAACAUGCAUUUUGAUUAAAAUAUUAAGACACUAAAAUUGUGACUUCCUAUUGUGAACGCCAUACUUGCUAGAAUUUAAAAAAUGUAUUUGACUGCUACUUACCUAGCAUACUGUAUGUGUUCCAUAAAUAUGAAUAAUAAAUUUAAAAAAAUAUUCUCAUUUAUAAAUAAUAAUGAAAAUCUUCUAUAAUUUGGCACGCUCACUAACCAAAACUAAGUCACUGCUUAGUAAAAUCUUUUAAAACAAUUUCAGAACCUUAAAUAAACCUUAAAUCCUUUCGAAGGAUUCAAGAUAUGAAGGACAUCAUAUCUUCCUUGUCCUUCCUUUUGCCCUAUAAAUAGAAGUUCAAGUGUAAUUUAACGUGUAUGUUUCUUUUGGUUUUCUUGCAGCUUCUCCCCACCUUUCAAAAGAGUCAGAGAAUUUCUUCUGAGUUUCGGUUAUUCUAUUCAGGCCUAUUCAAGGUUAUUGGGUGAUAGGAGAUUUUUGCUUUAAAUUACUUUGCAGACAUGAACAUCCUUUAUCAACAAGAUGUUUAAUUUUUGAUGUCCAAGUUAUCUUCUGUUCAAUGUAGCUUUGAGGUAUUUUAUGUAAAUUUACUUUAUCAAUUAUGCUAAAUUUCAUUUAUAAGAAAUGAGCAUUAUUUUGUCAUUUUGGACAAUAGAAUAGAAAUAGGAAUUAAGAAAUCCAAAGUAUAAUUGUUUUAUGUUGUGUUCAAUAAGCAAAGUAAGCUGAUCAUGUCGUUUCCAACUAAAUUUAUAUCGAUAUAAGUGUAAAACCUCUUAAUUGAACUUUUGGCACAAUGUGAGCAAUUGAAGAGCUUGCUUUAUAAUCUAAAUAUUUAUUUUUAAAUCUCAAGGGUCAUCCUACUGGAAUUUAAUUAUUUGUACUUAUCCCUGAAUUACUUUUUUUUGUGCUAAGGAUAUAAUAAUGACAUAAAUAAGGAAAAUUACUGGUUAAGUUAUUCUUGAAACAUAACUUUCAGUCUUCGUCCAGUCUAAAAAUUGAAAUGAGAAAGUGAUAAAAAUGAGAACAAAAUUAAACACUUAAUAUAUACUAUAUAUAUACUUAAAUAAACCUUAAAUCCUUUCAAAGGAUUCAAGAUAUGAAGGACAUCAUAUCUUUCUUGUCCUUCCUUUUGCCCUAUAAAUAGAAGUUCAAGUGUAAUUUAAUGUAUAUGUUUCUUUUGGUUUUAUGUAUUUAUAGACAUAAAUAGUACAUAUAUAUAGAGACAAAAAUGGUAGACAACUUUAAUGAUUACUCCAUUUACUAGCUAUUUAAAUGAAUAGCUUUUAUAUAUGAUGAUGAGAAAUCUUAUUGAAGUUUUCACCAGUAUAUUUCAACAUUAUGAAAAUCCAAGUCCCCCUUUUUUUGUUUAUGUCAGAAAAGUCCAAUUUGUAUAAUUGCCCAAAUGAGACUGACCAAAUAAACACCCAAACCCACGUUUAUGAA
This is a messenger RNA of Leptonychotes weddellii (Weddell seal), 4587 nucleotides long. It is a transcript of the gene PCDHB4, whose product is annotated as protocadherin beta 4. Lineage: Eukaryota; Metazoa; Chordata; Mammalia; Carnivora; Phocidae. Gene Ontology annotation, biological process: homophilic cell-cell adhesion. Gene Ontology annotation, cellular component: plasma membrane. Gene Ontology annotation, molecular function: calcium ion binding. The record is from RefSeq and is a predicted model, not a curated record.